Molecule: messenger RNA, 1674 nt
Organism: Triticum turgidum subsp. durum (durum wheat)
Lineage: Eukaryota; Viridiplantae; Streptophyta; Magnoliopsida; Poales; Poaceae
Source: the annotation of a GenBank genome assembly
AUGGUGGUUGUGGCGUCUGACUUCGUCCAGAUCGACGGGAUCGAGCGAGCGAGGAGGAGAAGUGGAUCUGGGAGGGGGCGUCGAGGAGUGAGGCCAUGGGGGGCAGGGGAGGCAGGGCGUCACCCUUAUGCAUUCCCCUUCGAUGUCGGCGAGUAUAGACGUAUACGCUCAUACAUACACAUACACUAUUUUUAUAAGCACCUUCGAGAGACCGAGCUGACACAUCAUCUUGAAAGGAGAAUGCGUGCAACAAUCUUGCGCGCUCCGCCUCAGCUCGCCGGCGGCACCAGCCUUGGUCGCGGUUACCGGCCCUGUCUUGCCUCUUCCGGGGUCCCCAAAUCCAAAGUGUUGGGUGUUAGCUGCGCGAUGAAGUCCUAUAGGCUGUCCGAUCUCAGUGAUGCCGAGGUUAGCGGCCUCAAGGCGCGCCCUCGCAUUGACUUCACCUCCAUUUUCAGUACGGUGAAUCCGAUUGUUGAAGAUGUCCGCGCCAGAGGUGAUGCUGCGGUUAAGGAUUACACAGAAAAGUUUGACAAGGUCACUCUCGAUAAUGCCGUUGUGCGUGUUAGCGAUCUCCCAGAUGCAGAGCUUGAUCCAGCUGUUAAGGAAGCCUUUGAUGUGGCGUAUGACAAUAUUUAUGCCUUCCAUGUUUCACAAAAGUCGCCAGAAAAGACAGUUGAGAAUAUGAAAGGAGUGAAGUGUAAAAGGAUAACAAGAUGCAUUGGUUCUGUCGGGCUGUAUGUUCCAGGGGGCACUGCAGUCUUGCCUUCAACUGCAUUGAUGCUUGCUGUGCCUGCACAGAUUGCUGGAUGCAAAACUGUAGUUCUUGCCACACCCCCUAGUCGUGAUGGUAGCAUAUGUAAGGAGGUUCUUUACUGUGCUAAAAAAGCUGGUGUUACACACAUACUAAAAGCUGGGGGAGCUCAGGCAAUCUCCGCUAUGGCAUGGGGAACUGCAUCAUGCCCAAAGGUUGAGAAAAUAUUUGGUCCCGGCAACCAGUAUGUCACAGCUGCUAAAAUGAUUCUUCAGAACAGCGAAGCUAUGGUCUCUAUAGACAUGCCUGCUGGCCCUUCAGAAGUUCUGGUAAUCGCUGACAAAUAUGCCAACCCAGUUCAUGUUGCCGCUGAUCUGCUAUCUCAGGCAGAACAUGGCCCAGAUAGUCAGGUUGUUCUAGUUAUUGCGGGAGAUGGUGUUGAUUUAGCUGCCACUGAAGCAGAAGUUAGCAAGCAGUGUGAUGCUCUUCCUAGAGGCGACUUUGCUUCCAAAGCACUUGGCCACAGUUUCACUGUGUUUGCCAGAGAUAUGGCUGAGGCAUUAUCGUUCUCAAAUAUGUAUGCUCCUGAGCAUUUGAUCAUCAAUGUAAAGGAUGCUGAGCAAUGGGAGGAGCUCAUCGAGAAUGCAGGGUCAGUUUUCUUGGGACAAUGGACCCCCGAGAGCGUCGGUGACUACGCUAGUGGGACGAACCACGUCCUCCCAACCUACGGUUACGCGAGGAUGUACAGCGGUGUGUCGCUGAAUUCUUUCCUCAAGUACAUCACUGUUCAAUCCCUGACUGAAGAAGGGCUGAGAAGGCUGGGUCCCUACGUCGCAAAGAUGGCAGAAGUCGAAGGCCUAGAAGCGCACAAGCGAGCUGUUACCCUCAGACUGCAAGAGAUCGAAGCCACUGUAACUGUUUAA